AUGGUCCAGCAACGCAGCAGCACGCGGACCCGGGGCGUGGAAGCGAAGCGGGAGGCGUGUUCCAAAGACAGCUUGCUGUUGAAGGAUGGCACGGGCGAACCGGACUGGUGCAAAACCCCCAGCGGGCACAUCAAGCGGCCCAUGAACGCCUUCAUGGUGUGGUCCCAGAACGAACGGCGGAAGAUCAUGGACCAGUGGCCUGACAUGCACAACGCCGAGAUCUCCAAGCGGCUGGGACGGCGCUGGCAGUUGCUGCAGGAUUCGGAGAAGAUCCCUUUUGUCAAGGAGGCCGAGCGACUGCGCCUCAAACACAUGGCCGACUAUCCCGACUACAAGUACCGGCCCAGGAAGAAAGGCAAGCUGGGCAGUGCCAAGGCCCGGCCUAGGGUGCCCGUCAAGAUCAAGCCCUCCGUCCUUAGUCGGGCCGCUUCGCCCCGGAGGCAGACACCCAAGCCGGAUGCCGAAGGCCAGGGGCGAUGCCCUUCUCCGAAGCCGGACGACGACCCCUUGGAAGCCCGCAUCCUGGAAGUGUCGUUCGACGAGGGUCCCAAAACCUCCAGCAAAGAAUUCUGGCACGUGCUUCCCACAGGUGGCGAGAAAGGAGAGUGGGAAGGCAACUCUGGCCAGGCCAAAGACGGUGAAGAUGCCGAGCUCGCCAAACCUUGGUCCUCAGACGUGUCUUCUCCGGCUUCGACGCGGUCCUCUCCUUCGUCCUUCGCCUCCUCGGAUGACGAGCCGGAGGAAGACCUCUGGAACGUCGUGCCCAGUAGAGUCCAGCCCAACACGCCCCCCUGCAGGAGUCCGGACUGGUCGGUGUUCGAUAAAGACCUGGAUCUUUUUCCUUUGGGCACCUCGUCUCAUUUUGAAUUCCCCGAUUAUUGUACCCCGGAAGUGACUGAGAUGAUCGCAGGGGACUGGCUGAUGUCCAGCAUUUCGGACUUGGUCUUUACGUACUGA
Molecule: messenger RNA, 957 nt
Organism: Protobothrops mucrosquamatus (brown spotted pit viper)
Lineage: Eukaryota; Metazoa; Chordata; Lepidosauria; Squamata; Viperidae
Product: transcription factor SOX-12
Exons: 1
Coding region: 1-957 (318 amino acids)
Biological process (GO): negative regulation of transcription by RNA polymerase II; positive regulation of transcription by RNA polymerase II; anatomical structure morphogenesis
Molecular function (GO): RNA polymerase II cis-regulatory region sequence-specific DNA binding; DNA-binding transcription factor activity, RNA polymerase II-specific
Source: RefSeq, a predicted model, not a curated record